ACCACGUGUUCGUCCGCACUGAAUGAGAAUCACGCAUAUUAAAAGCAUUUUAAGGGGCACUUGGCUUUUGGGGGCCAAAGGUGGUCGCCUACCUUUGCCUAAUGGUUAAAUCCGUCUCUGAUUAUAUUAAAGUUGCUUUAGUGAAAUCUUAGUUUAUAUGACUGGUUUGUUCAUUCUUUACACUGUAGACAUGUAGAACAUAUCCGUGUUUGUGAAUGAAACUGUCCACAAACACCAAUAUCUUAAGUGAAUUAUAUUCACACAAAUAACUUUAUUUUUUAACUUUUCAAUAUGUGUUGACACAAAGGACUUAUUUUAAUUUUUGACUGAUACAACAUUGCACUGAAUUGUUAGAAAAUAAAUGCGUAGAGAUGUUUUCGCUCGAUAAAGAUGAAUCGUCUUUUUGAACCGGUUCACUGAGCCGAUCUUUUCGAAAAGAACCGGUUCGCUGAAAUGAAUCGGAAUAGUUCAUAACGUUAAGAACGGUGACGCUUGGAUCGUUGUUUUUCAAAUUAAAAGUCUUGCUCAAACAUUUUUAGCAAAGAAAAUGAUUUAAAUAGCUUACAUAGCUUAAUUUGUGCUAAUAAACAAACAUGUAAGUAAACACGAACUUUUAAAAUUUGCAUUAUAUGUACAGAUAAAAUGGCUAAAUCAAGAAAUUUUAAACAAAACCUGAACUUUAUGAUGCACUUGUGCAAGUUAAAGCCUUUAUAUGUUGCUUUACUGGAACAAAAGCAUACAUAAUAUUCUAGCAACAAAAACAAUGCAAUCUUGUAAUACAUAAAUAUUUCAUAAAACAAAUCAUUGCUUUUUUUCACUUCUGUGUUGUUGCUCAGUCAGUUUUACUUUUUCUGUUUGUGCACUUUAGUUUUUGUUGUCACCUUUAUGUAAAUCUUCAAUAAAUUGUUAUUUAUUUAUUUAUUUAUUUUUUUUAUUUAAAAAAAACUUUUGUUCAAAGGUCCUUGAACUUUGGUGUGCAGAUUUUUUUGCCUUUGCUUUUUGUAUUUUUCUCUGUUGAAAUCUACGCACUCAUUAUAAAUAUAUACUUUUUUAUUUUACUUAAUUGGCACAUAAUUAUUUUAAAACUCAUCAUUACAUUGUUACUGACUUUUGUACUGUUAAUCUGUGCUUUAUUUCUCUAUUCUAGUUGUCCUACGACUCCCUUUAUAGUAAUUAAGCAAUGUUUCACAUUUUCAAUUAUAAUUUUGACUUUAAUUAUGAAAAAGAGACUUUAUGUCGUGUUAUGGUUUCUGUCUUCACCCCUCCCCGCUGGAUUCUGGACUGAGAGGUGUAUGCGGAUCCUCCAAUGGCUGUUUGUAACACUGAAAACAUUGGUGCUGCAGUCUGGAUUGCCCUGAAGAGGCUUGAUCUCAAUGAUAGCAGGAUCACAGCUCUCCGGGAGGUUCAUAUUCCCAGUGGAGCCCGAGGGACCAGCAUACUAGCUCAGUCUUUCAGCCUUGACACUUCUCAGAGGACACUUAAGAUACGAAACAAUCGAGGAUGCCUCAUUCCCUUAAAUCCCUGCAUGCCACCAAACAGCAAGCAAAUGCCGUACGUCCUUGAAGUGGCCAAAAACCACCAGCAUGUCAAUCCAAGACCCAGAAGUAUUCCUGUGCCUGUUAUUAAUAAAACCCUAAGGUCCAGACUACAGAGCAUUGUGAAAAGGAUUGAAAGAUUAGAAGAACUGUUGCCUCAAAUCAAACUGAAACACCAUGAAAGGUCGACAAAGGAUAUUGAGUUACUGAAUCAAAAGCUGGUAUUUCUUCACAAACGAAUGCAGAUGGCGGAGUUGUACAGCUGGGAGGGGAUGCUGAGAAGAGCUCCUCUGUGGUGAAGUCUGCUCGAACCCUUGCCUUUCACUGACAUGACCAGUGACAUCAUAGAGAGUCGAAUCCGGCUGUUCAGUUUGUGUUCUGGAUCUAAUCUGAAUCAUGCGUUUUAUCUGUGCAGUCAGAGUUCAAAUGCAUGAAUGUGAGAUUUUCUUCUUAUUAAACUUACUCUUCUGAGCCUUUUUUGUGAAUCCUUUCAUCCAGUUGGUGAUUUAGGGAUUUUUAGCGGAUGUAUGACAUCGGGUCUCCUGAGAUUCAGACAAGUGUCACACAGCAGAGUUAUGAUCUGCUAACAUUUCAUAAUCCAGUCAAGAUGUAGAUGAGUUUGAUUUGGAGAAAUUCAGCAUCACAUCACUUGCUCACCAGAGGAUCCUCUGCAGUCAAUGGGUGCCGUCAGAAUGAGAGUCCAAACAGCUGAUGAAAACAUCACAAUUCAUGGAAAGAUGGCAAAAUUGAAAUGUAUUGAACUUAUAUUUCAUAUAAACAAAACAAAAAAAGCAAUUAAUAUCUGUAAAAUAUUGACUUGAUUAUUGGAUUCCAGAGGUCCAUAGUUUGUAAAUAAGGGCUUUGGAAAAGACAAAAUGAGUUUAUUGCACUGAAGGUAGUUCACAUCUGCAUGUUGCAUCUUAAUGUUGUGAGAUGAAAGUUGCUCUUUUAAUAUGAUUUUUUGGUAUUAAAUUACUCAUCACGCAAUCAAAGUUUAAAGGCCUGAUUUUACCAAGGGAACGUUUUA
Carassius carassius (crucian carp) is the source of this 2562-nucleotide messenger RNA. RefSeq lists its product as uncharacterized. Bases 1307 to 1834 code for a protein of 175 amino acids. The record is from RefSeq and is a predicted model, not a curated record. The transcript has 9 exons. Lineage: Eukaryota; Metazoa; Chordata; Actinopteri; Cypriniformes; Cyprinidae.